UUGAUUCCAGGAACAUCCGGUGCACGCACGUUCGAAGCACUUAUAAUCCUCCACCCAAAAGAAGCCACAGCUCCAUCUCACUUCUCCUCCUCCGACAUUUCUCCCAGAUGAAAACCCAGAUCAAAUCGCCCAAAAACCGCGCAAAAGCUUCAAAUUCGCCAAAAGAUUGAAGCUUUCGAUCGAAUUGCGUCAAGCAAGUCUCUCCUCAAAGGCUCAAACCUAUAUAUGCACACGUAUACGUAUCUAUAGGUCGGCGAUCAUCGAAGUUGUCCAUCAAUGGCGGGCGCCGCCUCGGCGCUUUUCAUUCUGGAUGUCAAGGGCCGGUGCUUGAUCUGGCGCGACUACAGGGGUGACGUCACCUCUGUUCAGGCCGAGCGAUACUUCUCCAAGCUUCUGGAAAAAGAGGGUGAUAUAGAGUCUCAUGGUCCAGUUGGCUAUGACAAUGGUGUUACCUACAUGUUCAUCCAGCACAACAAUGUUUUCUUGAUGACAGCGUCAAGGCAGAACUGCAAUGCUGCUAGCCUUCUUCUCUUUCUACACCGGAUAGUCGACGUCUUUAAGCAUUAUUUUGAAGAGUUGGAAGAGGAAUCCCUAAGAGAUAAUUUUGUGGUGGUGUAUGAGCUACUUGAUGAAAUGAUGGACUUUGGUUACCCGCAAUAUACAGAAGCUAAGAUUCUUAGUGAGUUUAUCAAGACCGAUGCUUAUAGGAUGGAAGUGACACAGCGGCCUCCAAUGGCUGUAACAAAUGCAGUGUCUUGGCGCAGUGAAGGGAUAAACUACAAGAAAAAUGAAGUGUUCUUGGAUGUGGUGGAAAGUGUUAAUAUACUAGUCAACAGCAAUGGACAAAUUAUUCGCUCAGAUGUUGUUGGGGCGUUGAAGAUGAGAACAUAUUUGAGUGGUAUGCCAGAGUGCAAGCUUGGCCUAAAUGAUAAAGUUUUAUUGGAGGCUCAAGGUCGAUCAAGUAAAGGAAAGGCCAUUGAUCUGGACGAUAUCAAGUUUCAUCAGUGUGUGCGUUUGGCUCGAUUUGAGAAUGAUCGGACAAUAUCUUUCAUACCUCCUGAUGGAUCAUUUGAUCUGAUGACAUACAGACUCAGUACCCAGGUGAAACCUCUCAUUUGGGUGGAAGCUCAGGUUGAGAGGCAUUCAAGAAGCCGUAUUGAGAUGGUGCUUAAAGCCAGAAGCCAGUUCAAGGACCGUAGUACAGCAACAAAUGUUGAAAUUCAGUUGCCUGUGCCAUCUGAUGCUACAAAUCCUAAUAUUCGAACUUCAAUGGGUUCUGCUGCCUAUGCUCCAGAGAAUGAUGCAUUGGUGUGGAAGAUUAAAUCUUUUCCUGGUAAUAAGGAAUAUAUGUUAAGGGCGGAGUUCAGUCUUCCUAGCAUAACCUCUGAAGAUACCACUCCUGACAGGAAAGCUCCUAUCAGGGUGAAGUUUGAGAUACCUUACUUCACCGUCUCAGGAAUUCAGGUUCGUUAUCUUAAAAUUAUUGAGAAGAGUGGAUACCAGGCACUUCCAUGGGUGAGAUACAUAACAAUGGCUGGAGAGUAUGAGUUGAGAUUAAUCUGAAAGCCUACAAAAAGGAGUAAUUUCUCAGCAUCUUUUUUCAAAAUUCUCUUUCAUAACAUUGGUAUGCGGAGUAAGGUCGCACGUCUUGUCAUGCGUAAGUGUUUUGAGAGUAACAAUUAGCUUCCAAUGCUGCACUUGUUGCAUGUCCUGAGAAGGAUCUUGGAAUUAUAAUUUUGUAUUGAACAGCAGGAAUCUCAUCAUAAUAUCCAUUAUAUAAUAUAUAGUGUUAAAAGAGUGGGAGGUUGGUAUAGAGAAAAUGGUUCCAUUUUGUGCUUAUUCUGUUAAUGAAACUCAGGGACAUGGACCCAACUUUUUGAGCAAAUACAUACAUUUAUCUUUU
Messenger RNA from Rhododendron vialii, 1903 nucleotides. Its product is annotated as AP-1 complex subunit mu-2-like. Bases 277 to 1563 code for a protein of 428 amino acids. Gene Ontology annotation, cellular component: cytoplasmic vesicle; clathrin adaptor complex. The record is from RefSeq and is a predicted model, not a curated record. NCBI's taxonomy places the organism in Eukaryota, Viridiplantae, Streptophyta, Magnoliopsida, Ericales, Ericaceae. Gene Ontology annotation, biological process: vesicle-mediated transport; intracellular protein transport. The transcript has 11 exons.